CAGUCGUGUAUUUCGUCGUACCGUUCCACCCUUGGCCGAAGAUCGUCCCUCAUCUCUACUACAAACCGAACCAAAGUAGGCUGCGCCCACAACAUUCAGUCGUCUUGCAUUUGUGUCAUGAGUCAGGCGCUGGCCGCCUCCACUUAUAUGACUGUAAACAUUUGCUCCUCCCCUCUUCAUGUCCCAUCGCCACUUCUUCAAAACCUCGUUUCGAUGGUACAGAAUGUACAUUCGCUGGAUUGCCUACGCAUGUCUACUUUUUGUCGUGGUGUCGCUAUGGAACCUACGAAAGGAGCAAGUCUCUCACAUCGCCGUCACCAAAGGACGCUUUGACUGGUCUACGGCCACCAUCCACUAUCCUCUUUCCCUCACGACUACCCUCCCACACGAUAGACCGAAACCAUUACGCCGCAUACAGCACAACUUCGGUCGAGUCUCAAAGACGACGGCUGAUACGCAAUCACAGCGGCGCGAUGUGGUCCGCAAUGACUUCUCCAAAUGUUGGAAGAGUUACAGAAGGUUUGCAUGGAUGCAGGAUGAAUUACUACCACUCAGUGCCACGAGCAAGAACAAUUACGGAGGAUGGGCUGCUACCCUCAUCGACUCACUCGAUACUCUUUGGAUCAUGGGUUUCAAGGACGAGUUCAAGGAAGCAGUCAGAGCGGUAGCAACCCUCGACUUCAACGACACACCAGAGUCGUCAUGUAAUCUUUUUGAGACCACUAUCCGCCACUUGGGCGGUCUGUUGUCAGCCUAUGAUCUGAGCAAGGAGCCUGCAUUGUUGGCCAAGGCCAUUGAACUUGGCGACAUGCUAUACAUGGCCUUCGAUACCCCUUCAGGACUGCCUCCCUUUUGGCUUGACUUCGAAAAAGCAAAGAUCGGACUGCAGGUUGCCGGAACCCAUGAGCCAUCUGCUGCUUCUGGAACCCUGUCGAUGGAGUUCACGAGGUUGACACAGCUCACACACAAUCCAAAGUACUACGAUGCCAUCUCGAGAGUGACCAGUCUCAUGGCCCAGACUCAAAAUCAAACCAAGUUGCCUGGCUUAUGGCCCUCCUAUUGGGACCUAGCCAACAAAGACCUCACCUUCGAUAACACUUUUACGCUUGGAGCCCUCGCUGAUUCCCUCUACGAAUAUCUACCCAAAAUGUACGCUCUCCUCAGCGGGCUAGACCCCCUUUAUGAGCAGAUGUACAAGCAUGCUGCGGCAACCAUUAAGGAGAAUCUCCUUUUCCGGCCCAUGGUACCCGACCACGAUGACAUUUUAUUUUCUGGAACAGCCUGGGUUGAUGAAAAUAACUUUCGUUUCAAUCCAGAGGGUCAACAUCUAGCCUGCUUUGUUGGUGGUAUGUUUGGCUUGGGCGGUAAGCUCUUUGCUAUUCCCGAGCAUGUUGAUCUGGGUUUGAGAUUAACAAAUGGCUGUGUCUGGGCGUACCGCGCCUUUGAGGCAGGCAUCAUGCCUGAGUACUUCAACAUGGCUGUGUGCGACUCACUGGACGGGUGUGCCUGGGACGAAGAAAGAUGGCGUCGGGAGCUCGAGGCAGACAGCCAUGGUUACGACGGACUACCGCCAGGAUUCACCAACGCCCGUGCGCCAUCAUACAUCCUUCGCCCUGAAGCCAUUGAAAGCGUCUUCUUAUUAUACCGAAUGACUGGACGAGAAGAGCUGCAGGAGGCUGCUUGGGAAAUGUUCCAAUCCAUUCAAAAAGCCACCGCCACGGACUACUGUAAUGCUGCCAUAGAUGAUGUCAAUUCGAGCUCUCCAAAACAGCGAGACUCCAUGGAAAGCUUUUGGCUCGCCGAAACCCUGAAGUAUUUUUACCUAAUAUUUUCACCACCGGAUGUCAUUGAUUUGGACGAGUGGGUACUGAAUACAGAGGCCCACCCACUUCGAAUACCGAAGUGAAUUUGUAUAGAGAAAGAAACUUUGGGAUAGAAAUAAUGGGUUGCAUAUGAUGCCAGAGUCAAGACAGCAUAUCAAGGUCUGAAAGAAGUUUGGUAUAUGCUUAGCCAGCUCUCUCACGAAUCAAACUAUCAAGACAUAGGGCCACCUAUCAACAGACAAGAAGCACCGUGGUGAAGAAACAGCCUCUCGGUAUUGAUAUCUAGGGAUAUUGGUACGAUUGGACCAAAGGGAUCAUGAUAUCGCCGUCCAUAGC
This is a messenger RNA of Exophiala mesophila, 2159 nucleotides long. RefSeq lists its product as uncharacterized. The transcript has a single exon. The record is from RefSeq and is a predicted model, not a curated record. Gene Ontology annotation, cellular component: Golgi membrane; endoplasmic reticulum. Gene Ontology annotation, biological process: carbohydrate metabolic process; N-glycan processing. Lineage: Eukaryota; Fungi; Ascomycota; Eurotiomycetes; Chaetothyriales; Herpotrichiellaceae. Gene Ontology annotation, molecular function: mannosyl-oligosaccharide 1,2-alpha-mannosidase activity; calcium ion binding. The coding region runs from base 179 to 1906 and encodes 575 amino acids.